This is a messenger RNA of Pocillopora damicornis (cauliflower coral), 2691 nucleotides long. RefSeq names its product tyrosine kinase receptor Cad96Ca. Gene Ontology annotation, biological process: positive regulation of kinase activity; protein phosphorylation; multicellular organism development. The record is from RefSeq and is a predicted model, not a curated record. Gene Ontology annotation, molecular function: ATP binding; transmembrane receptor protein tyrosine kinase activity. NCBI's taxonomy places the organism in Eukaryota, Metazoa, Cnidaria, Anthozoa, Scleractinia, Pocilloporidae. Gene Ontology annotation, cellular component: signaling receptor complex; plasma membrane.
UCCACCUCAGAAUCGGUGGUUAACGAGGAUAAUUACCUCGCCGCUUCGGGGCUUGGUAAACAUCCACCACCAGCAUUCAUCUACCACAAAACGUUAUCUACUACGGUGAAGAGUUAUAAGCUACCGUUGAUUUAAUCCAAAGAUUGCUUCACUAUUACUAUUUCCAGUUGUUCUCAUUGCCACAAAAAGGUCGAAUGCUUCAUGAUAGUUUGGUUUAGUCACCUGAGUUGAUAAUGCGAAUUAGCCACCAUGAAGAGAUUAAGGUCAGCUUUGUUGGAAUGGCAUCCUGAAAUUCAGUUCAUGCCAAGAACAAAAACCGAUUCAUACAUUGAUCGACUCACCACAAGUACCACCCAGUCCUGAAAAAUUGAAGAAUAAGAAUUGCCUUACUGAAAUAUUCUCUUUUACCCUUGACGUAACCUCAUCGCCUCCAGAGACCUAAGUAUCUAACCUCUAACAAAAUCAAUUAAUUGAAUGAUUUGUUUGCAGGCUCAUGAGAGUUCUACAGAAACAGAACCACUGACGACAGUGGUGACUUCACUGAGACUUUCACAAUCCUCGCUGACGAGAGAACAACCAGUAUCAGCAAUAGUGGCUAACACUGAGGAAGGAACAGGAGAGACGCCCGAGAUGAGCUCCGUUGCUGCUGCAUGCUCCUCUGGUCAGCAGGUCAUGUCCUUAACGACGUUUUCCUCACGUGAAAAUUAUGAGAGUUCUUCAGAAAGAGAACCAGUGACGACAGUGUUGACUUCACUGGGUCUUUCACAAUCCUCGUUGACGAGAGAACAACCAGUAUCAGCAAUAGUGGCUAACACUGAGGAGAUAAGCUCCGUUGCUGCUGCAUGCUCAUGUGGUCAGCAGGUCGUGUCUUUUACGACGUGUUCUUCACGUGAAAAUUAUGAGGCGUUGCACAACUCCACUGAAGUGAACGCCCAAGUUGCAGCAGCUCCAAAUGCAGGGAAUGAAAACAUUGUCCAAGUUCAAGAGGAAACAGUCCGACGUCCUGACACGUUCAGAGAGAACAAACCUCCAAAUAACACAACUCAAGGAGUGAAUCAUUCGGAAGAUUACCUGCAACCGGUGGAGCACUUACACUUACAAGCUGCGUUUCAAAACGGAAAUAGCUCCCGAUGUUGUCGUGGAAAGAUACAAACCUUGCCUCAAGGUCGUCCUGUACCUAAGCCCAGAAGAAAAUUGUCCACGUUUGCAGGAAUGACGUCAAAUUCGCGCAGGCAAGGGGUUCAACAACAAGCAGAUGUCGAACGAGUUAACCAAUCAAGGUUCUGCACUCCUCAUCCAAGAAUUCUACAAGGAGAACACAGUUAUCAGAAUGAUAGAUGUGCAGCAACCCCGUAUGAGAGCCCAAGUUAUCUACAAUCAGUUUUACCUUCUACUUCCAGGAGGGAGUCACCAUACACGAAAGUGCAGAACAACACCAACUGGGAAGUGCCCAGCAAACGCUUGAGACUAUUUAAAAGGAUCGGCGGUGGAACAUUCGGUCAAGUGUGGGAAGGUGCUGUAUUGGAUGUGCGUAAUACUCAAGGCUGGUCUAUUGCAGCUGUUAAAAUGCUAAAGGAAAAUUCCUCGAAGUCGGAUCGAAUGGAUUUGUUGUCAGAGCUGGACUUGUUGAAGAAACUUAAACCCCAUCCCAACGUGAUACAAUUGUUGGGCUGCUUGACAAAAGACAUACUCCGAUGUAAAGGAGGGCGUGAAUUUAGGCCGCCUCUUGUUAUUCUGGAGUUUGUCCCUCAUGGUGAUCUCCUUGGAUAUCUAAAGAAAAGUAGAGGCGAGACAGAUGACUACUACGACGUUGAAUGCGCAGAAACUUCAUUGAAAAUACCAACAGAACAACUUUACAAAUUCGCUUGUGAUAUUGUGACUUUGGAAUGGCGAGAGAUCUUGGCAAAGAUAAAAUUUAUGUCAGGAGGUCCAAUGGAGUUGUACCAGUGAAGUGGAUGGCAGUUGAAUCACUAACAAAACAAGUUUUUACCCCAGAAAGUGAUGUGUGGAGUUAUGGCAUCGUCCUACAUGAGAUAUUCACACUCGGGGGGAACCCUUACGAUGGAAUGAGCGGACAAGAAGUAUUUACAUACGUGUCGCAUGGUCAUAAAUUGCGAAGGUCGUCAGGCGUGAGCCGAGAAUUGUAUAAAUUGAUGCUUCAGUGCUGGGACCAAGAGCCAUCUAGGCGACCGACAUUCGAAUCAAUUACGUCGUGGAUGGAAAAUUUAGCGCAUCCUCACUGUACAGAAAGUCGGAAUACCUCCCAAAUUAUAAGCUGGGCGUAAUGUAUAUCAAUGAACUUUUACCUACUAACAAGGUUGGAACAGAAAAUACUUCAAUACCAACAGGGAAUGGAAGUCUUGAUAAAUUUUUCUGGCUUUAAAUUACCAUGUUAGCAAGAGAAGAUAAUCCUUUCUUGAUGUUAAUCGCGGUUCAAGGUUUUUCCUUUAGUUACGUUAUCCAGCAAAGAGGUUGGAAUCAAUUAUUGUUUAUAUUUUUACAUCACAGAAUCGAUACAAAUAACAAUUCCUAGGUUGGACGGCAUUCCUAUAGUAAUGCUUAUGUUUGUUUUAUAGCUGUACAAAAAAUAGGAAGAUUUUAAGUAUAUUAUCAUAUGAAAAACUUUAUUUCUAAGUUAAAUACGGUUAAAAGUAUCAUUCGUACAAAUAAAACAUAUGAAACUCUCUUAAA